UCACUUGAUUGAUUUAAGGAAACUUUCCAUAAAAUUAACUUCAUUGAUUGGAUACAAUCUUAGUAGAAGUGUUUUACAAAUUCUACUUAAUUCUCUUCGGAAAUAUAUAUAAUUCAACAAUUUUCAGGAGAAAUCAACAAAUAAGUCAGCCCUAACCAACUUCAUUAUUCUCUACAUUCAUCAUCUCCUUCAUCUCUGCAUCUCUUUCCUCGAUCCUCCUCCUCCUCCCGGAUAUACUAAACCCUUAAAACCCUUACAACAAAACCAGAUACUCGGCGCCAGCCUCUACCAACCAACUCUCCUUCAAAUCUAGAUCCAUCGAUUGUACGUGUUGCAAGUCGAAGACGAAGAUGGCGGAAGUAGCAACAAGUUUUGCUGAAAGUGACGUGACAAGACAAAAGUUGAGGUUGUUAAAGCUUGCUGCAAGGAAGCCUGGUAUCAAAUCCUCACAAAUACCUCAAGUCAAGAAUCCAUCAGCAGUUGAUGCCUACAAUAAGCGCAUAUGUCAAUUCUCAAAACAAGUGCCUAAACUCAACUGUAACUCUAUUACUGGAUUGAAGCGUAGAGCUGAGGAAGUGUUAGAAGAAGAAGAAGGUGGUCCUAAACCAAAGAGGUCGAAGAUGGACAGUGCUGCAAUACCAUAUUGUCAGACCAUUCUUGGAAAGUUAAUGAAUCAUAAGUUGGGUAACGCGUUCUUUGCCCCUGUUAAUCCUGGUGUCUACUAUUAUGACAUCAUAAAAAGACCAAUGGAUCUUCGGACCAUUAAACAGAAAUUGCAGCAGCUCAAAUAUAUUUGUGUUGAGGAGUUUGAAGCUGAUGUCAGGCUCACAUUUUCAAAUGCAAUGUUAUUCAAUCCUCCUUUCCAUUGGGUCCAUAAAUGUGCCAAGGCACUUGUCGAGGUGUUUGAUAAUCAUUGGAAGCCUGUUGAAAUGAAUCUGGAAAAGGAGCAUCACAAAGAUAUUCAACUCUCCCCGUCAAAGGCGUUACGUGUGGCACAAUUGAAGACUAGGUUUGCUGAAACCAUACUCAAUGCCCAACGUUACACUUUGUUGCAACAGGGUGAUAAAACAAUUGGGCAAGUAGAAAAGGAGUCGGCUGCAAGAUUAAAUGAAGAAUCUGAAAUGAAAAGGAAAAGACAAGAAGCGAGGGAGGAAGCCAGGAUGGCAAUUAGAAAGAUGGAACGAUCAGUGAUAAAUGUUGAAGACAACUAUAAAGUUAUGAAAGAUCUUGAGGGUCUGAUGGGAACCUCAAAUUUAGUAGUAAAGUGCGAUGAUCGUAGGUCCCUUGCUACUAUAUGGAGUCAUGUAGACCGUCGUAUAAUCAGGACACCAUUGGAACGUCUGGGUUUAUUCAUCAAGGAUGAUUAUAACUGAAGAUGGAUCGAUCGAUAAGGAGCUCAAGGCAAUGUUGAUAAUCUGUAAGAUAAGUUUUGACAGCAUAUCCAAAUGGCUAAGUAAUGUAUGGAGGCCAACUAGGUUUCAGUCUUUGAAAACAUGAAAGAAGCACUAAAAAUAGAGCACAAUAUCAUAUAUAUGGGCAAGAUCUAUAUGAUUAGUGUGUGUUUAAUUUGUAGCACGUACGAUAGCAAAAUGAAUGGAAUUGUAAGUUGGGCUACUACUUAACACUUUAGUGUGUUAUGAUAUGUAGUUGGGAAAGAAAAGGUUGCUUUAUGAUUGGAGUUUCAUUUACUGUAUGACGAUGAAGGGUGUAUGAGGAAGGAAGUGAGAAACCUUAUGCCAAAUUUUGUCUAGGGGUGACACUUGUCUUAGGUCGACACUAACUAAGCAAACAAAUACGAAAAGCGGUAAGGAGAGGCGACACAAGGAGAUGUUGAC
Spinacia oleracea (spinach) is the source of this 1835-nucleotide messenger RNA. Its product is annotated as transcription factor GTE9-like. The record is from RefSeq and is a predicted model, not a curated record. The transcript has 3 exons. Lineage: Eukaryota; Viridiplantae; Streptophyta; Magnoliopsida; Caryophyllales; Amaranthaceae. Gene Ontology annotation, molecular function: protein binding. The coding region runs from base 351 to 1373 and encodes 340 amino acids.